Messenger RNA from Aspergillus fumigatus Af293, 2205 nucleotides. NCBI's taxonomy places the organism in Eukaryota, Fungi, Ascomycota, Eurotiomycetes, Eurotiales, Aspergillaceae. The record is from RefSeq and is a predicted model, not a curated record.
AUGGAGGUGGCCGCAAGUCGAGACUCAGCUCCUGUUGGUCCGCCUACAGGGCCUGAUGCCACAAUCACCAAUGGCGACCAAGAUCUUCUACUGGAUGAUUCGCUCAUGGACGAUGGACGUUCAAGUAGUCUGAGCGACAUCGACGAUGUCUUGGAUAAUGAACCCUCGGACUACGAAGAGUCGCCCAAGCCCGAGAAGUUAGCAGCAGAGAAUGACUCUGAAGCUGAGACGGAGCGCAUCGAAGAUUCCCCGAAUCAUUUUCGCAGAACCAACAUUGUCGUGAGCAGUUAUGGCCCUAGCCCCAGCAAAUUGGCCCAAUCGACGACGUACGAUGAUGCCGUGGACGGGGACGACCAAAUUGAGGAUUCACCGAGCAAACCUCGCUCUAAGCCCAACGGAAUCCUUGAAUCCGCCGAAGACAUACUCGGUUUGGAAGACUCUACAUUAUCCGAAGGUACGGGAAAGAAGCGCAAACGACCCGAGUCUGGCGCGGAUGUGGAAGGCGAGACGGGUGACGAAGGCGAACCGCCUCAGAAACGCCGCGGGUCGGUGAAGAGUGAAUUGAGCGAUCCUCCGGCAGAUGACAGUGCGCUGUCUCCGGAGCCCAUUGAAGAAGUAAUUAAAGCGAACGAGGAAGAUAACCCGGCCGAUGACCUUCCCGAGUCGGACCUACCCACGGCGCCCGCCAAAAACAGAAAAGGCAAGAAGGGAAAGCGAAAAGGGCGAAAAACACGCGAUACGGCUGAUGAUGACAUGGAUAGUGGUGCCCUCGAGACGGGUGCGGAGGGUCCUGUGGAUGAUGGCGAUGACGAAAAUAUUGAACGUGGAGAGGACGCCGACGAUGGGGAAGCAGCCGCCAAGCUCGAGGAAGAAUCUUCUGAAGCAGCUAAGAGAAUGUCCGCGAUGGAAUCUUUAGCGAUCCUUGAAAAGGAGUUCGCAGCCCUACGUGACAAGAUAUAUGACGAAAGGAUAUCCAAAUUGAAUCGAGAAUUGGAAAUGCUUACUGGCCCGAACCCGACUCACCCCGAAUACCUGCGUCAGCUCGAGUGUGUUAAACGACACCGUGAUGCAAAGAUAAAAUACGAACACACCUUGUUUCAGUACCGAAUCCAAGCUCUCAUGAACAAGAGUCUGGCAGAGCGUGCUCAAACGCAUAGCACGUACUUCCAGCGAAUUCGGGACAUUCGGGAGAAACACUCAAGUGCUGUCAGCAAGCACUUUUACGCUAUUCAGCACGAUCGAUUCAAGUCAGAAGAGCUGAGUGCGCAGCACUACAUACCUUUUCCCACCCGGCGUUCACAACAAAUCGCCCACCAAACAGCUUACAACCAAGAAGUGUCUAUCAUGGCUGGCGUCGCCAAAUACGUGGGUUUCCCAGCGGCACCUUCAUUGGCACCUGCGCGACCGUCUGAACUCGAAGAAGAUAUGGAGAAGAUGGGGGUGAGCUUAAUUCUUAGAACCUGCUUUGCUUACCUUGAGCUAACUUAUAUGUCUGGACAGAUUUCCUUCGAGACCAGGGCACCUACUUCACAGCCUUCGACGAACCUACCACGUGGAGCCAUGCCAUCCAUGUCCUCAAAUGCCUUUCGUACAGCUGCGGAGGAAGCUUUCCUUGAGCAGACUCCUUGGGCCAAUCCUCAGCACCCCAUUCACCAUCACCACCAUCACCACCACCAACAACAUCAUCAUCAUCAUCAUCAAAUCCAGCCGGGUCCGCACAGUCGAGUAUUUGAAAAUCCACACGCCUCGUCAUUCACCACUCCAGCCGCACAGAAACGAGUGGUCGAUAUUAACGCUCCCAACGGCUCGGCCUCCACGAUAGCGGAGAAUCUGUCGGCUGCAAAUUCCUCAGCGAAUAACACACCAUAUGGAGCAGAACAGGACCAUCAGCGCCAUGGUCUUGCCCAUUUUGGUGUUCCCGACUAUGAUGCGGACCGCAAGUCUGGAUAUCGAUCACUAAGCUCUUCCCCGCUCGAUGUGCGAAAGCCGCACCCGGCGUAUGCUACCCUCGACCAUCGUGCUUCCCAAGCCACAUCGUCUCGAAAUCCCCCCUUCUCACCACAACCCGCCCGCGUGGGGCUUUUCCAAUCGAAUGCUUCAAAACACGAUUCUUCGCCUCCUCUCUCUUCGAAACAAGUCAAUUCCAUGCACCCAUCCACUGGGAUACUGACUGGCUCGGGCUCUAGUCACAUGACAGCUCGAUAG